GCUCGGCGCGCGCGCUGCCGGGGGACCGGGGCUGGCAACGCGCGCGCGCGCUCGCUGGCUCGCUCCCGGCGGGACUCAGGGUUGCGGUGCGCGUGCACCCCGGGGGACCGCCGCCUGAGGGAGCUCGGUGCCCAGUGUCCUCAUACACACACUCACUCCCUCCCUCCCUCCCUCUCCCCACCCACAUCCCGUCUCUGUCCCGCUCCCGGUGCCGCCGACGAGUCAUGUCCGUGCAAAGCCACCGGCUGCCUCUGGGAUUAAUCGGGUUUUGAAAGUGAUUGGAAAGGAAAAUCGGAGAGCGGGAGGAACCGAGUGACGAGGGGGGAGAGUGAGUGCCCCCUUCUCCUCCUCCCGCAGCCCCGCGCCGCGCCGCACCGCACCGCACAUCACUGUGUCCGCUCUCCCCUCAUUGUUUUGUCUGCUCGUAGCUGUAGCCGCCGCGCGGGAGAGGAGAGGACAAGUGGCCUGCAUUCCCCCCACCCUCUACUGUUUGUGGAUGUACAAAGAUGGAGACGGGCAUGGAUAAGGAAUGCGGAGCUCUCGGUGGGCUCUUUCAGGCGGUCAUCAAUGACAUGAAGGGCCUGUGAAUGAGCUGUCCUGCGCAGUGGAGCCAGCAGAAUAUAGCUGGGCUACAGAAACAAACCGGGAGGUCAACAGAUUAAAGAUGGAAUCUAUUUUUACACAGAUUCGCAGUAAUGAAGACUCAAAGGAUCAUACCCAAUCUGGGAGGACUUCAAUGCCAAAGCCGCCAAACUCCACUCCCAGCUCAGGACCACUGUACUGGCAGCAGCUGCCUUUUUGGAUGCGUUUCAAAAAGUGGCAGACAUGGCAACGAACACACGAGAUGGAAAUCUGCUCCCCCCACCCACCCCCACAAGCCUCAAAGUGACUGAAGACACGAGUCACCGCAGUUGUUCCUAGGUACCUUCUAGGGCCAGGCUGGGAUUUCGAGACAGCUGAGCCAGGUGCCACGCGGGACAUCGGCUCAGCAUUGACCCGAAUGUGUAUGAGACAUCGCAGUAUCGAGGCCAAGCUCCGGCAUUUCACCAAUGCCUUGAUGGAAAGCCUGAUCAACCCCUUACAGGAGAGGAUAGAGGACUGGAAAAAGUCUGUCAACCAGCUGGACAAGGACCAUGCCAAAGAGUACAAACGAGCUCGACACGAGAUAAAGAAGAAAUCGUCUGACACUCUCAAGCUCCAGAAGAAGGCACGGAAAGAGCUCCUUGGUAAGGGUGACCUCAGGCCUCAGGUGGAGAACGCCGUGCAGGAUGUGAACGACAUGUACCUGUUGCUGGAGGAGAUGGAGAAGCAGGCCGUGCGGAAGGCCCUGAUCGAGGAGAGGGGCCGAUUUUGCACGUUCAUCACCUUUUUACAGCCCGUGGUGGAUGGGGAGAUCGCGAUGCUGGGUGAGAUCACGCACCUCCAGGCAAUUGUUGAUGAUCUUGUCAUCCAGACAGCAGAACCACAUAAGCUGCCUCCAGCCAGUGAGCAGGUGAUUAAGGACCUGAAGGGCUCUGACUAUAGCUGGUCCUACCAGACUCCACCAUCUUCCCCCAGCAGCUCGAGCUCCCGGAAAUCCAGCAUGUGUAGCAGUGUAAAUAGUACAAAUAGCAGCACUUCGCGCUCCAGCGGAUCCCAGACUCACUCGCCAAGUUCAAACUACCGCUACCGCAGUUUGGCUCAGCCCGCCAGUUCCAGCACCCGGCUCUCCAGCGUCUCUUCACAUGAUUCUGGCUUCAUAUCCCAGGAUGCCAUGUACUCCAAGCCACCGUCACCCAUGCCGUCAGAUAUAACCAGUCAGAAGUCAUCGAGCUCAGCUUCCUCCGAGGCAUCAGAGACCUGUCAGUCGGUCAGCGAGUGUAGCUCACCCACCUCGGUUAGUUCUAGCUCCACGGCUGGAGCCUGGUCAGGUGGUGAAAAGGUGAAUCACCCAUACUCAUCGCUAAUUCCCUCCCACCCGGGCUCGAGGAUCCAGCAAGUAAAUGCCAUACAGCACAGUCGGGAUAACUUGGUUAAUCCACAGUCCAUGUGCUUGGGGCCCAUUCCCACCCCUCAUUUUGAUACUUUCAUGCCUGGUUAUGUACAUUGCCAUCUUCCUAGUGAGUGCUGUUCACCUGCGUUAUUUGGCUGUGCUCCCACCAUCCCUGACACCAGGUCGCGUGCUGGGCCUGGCCCUGCUGUUUUCUCUGAUAACCCUUCCUUUAACCACCCCCUUCGAACUAGCCCUGCCUCAUCGAUUCCUAGCUGGAAGGACUGGUCGAAGCCUGGGCCGUAUGACCAGCCAGUAGUGAACACUUUACAGAAACGCAAGGAGGCAGUCGAGCGGUACCGCGAAGCUGAAGCGGUCUCGGCUGCCGUGGUCUAUCCAGGAAUCAGCAUCGAGGAGGGACAGAGGCCUCGUGUGACUGCAGCAUCACUGGCUGCUAAGCAUGGGGAGGAGAUCUCCACGGCGGCCAGUGACCUGGCCAUGGUGCUGACUCGUGGCCUGAGCCUGGAGCACCAGAAGAGCAGCCGUGACUCCCUGCAGUACUCAAGCGGUUACAGCACCCAGACCACAACGCCUUCCUGCUCCGAAGACACCAUCCCUUCUCAAGUGUCAGAUUACGACUGCUACUCCGUCAAUGGCGAUGUGGAGGCAGAUCACCAGAGUGAGUUCGACAGGUCAUCGACCAUCCCACGGAACAGUGAUAUCGCACAGAGCUACCGCAGGAUGUUCCAGGCCAAACGGCCGGCCUCAACGGCUGGGCUGCCCUCAGGUAUCGUGUCGGGGCCCUCAGGGGUGACCCCCGGGGUGGCCACAAUCAGGCGCACCCCCUCCACCAAGCCCUCUGUGCGGCGUGCCCUCUCCAGCGCCGGCCCUAUUCCCAUUCGCCCGCCUAUCGUGCCGGUGAAGACGCCCACUGUGCCGGACGGCCAGCUCGCCACCCGGGUGGGCAGUGACGAGAGUGUAUUUCUCAUUGACGACGCCUCGCCCGGCACCCUGGAGCACGCCAAGGCCUCGCCCAAGCGGCUGAGCCUGCCAAAUGCAGCCUGGAGCGGGGCCACUGCGGAGAUCUCCGUCUACCCGGGAGGCCACAUGUCGAGUGAGGAGCAGCAGCAGCUGGCUGCCAACCGCCACAGCCUGGUGGAGAAGAUCGGCGAGCUGGUGGCCAGUGCCCAGGCUCUGGGUGAAGGACAGUUCCCCUUCCCCUCGGUGCCCCCCGCCUCUGACGACAGCUUGGGCCUCCCACUGCCCCCUGUCUCCCCCAGCGAGGCCCCUGAAGAUAUGCUCACUGCCAUCCGCCGGGGCGUCAAGCUUAGGAGGACCAUCACCAAUGACAGGUCUGCACCCAGGAUUUUGUGACGGCGGGACCUGGGGCUCCAGGACUGGCUGGUACUGGCAGGAAAGGAGGUCGAGCUGGGCCGCAAAGUCUCCUAAAAUGAACCCUGUGUAAUACGAUGAGAAGAUCGAACCAAAAGACUCUGAACUCUUACUUAACAAAUCUGGUUUCCAAUACAGUGCCAUGAACUACCUUAAACCAAGCAAGAACAACCUACUGGUGUGGCGGAACAGAAUAUUUUAAAUUAAGAUGUGGCAGGUUUUAAAUGCGUGUAUUAUGUUCGUUAAAAGAGGAAUUUAACAUUUUGUUCUUUAAGAUAUUCUAUCAGCCGUUUACUGACUCACUGUGUGACUCUUUUUUAGCUUUUGCCGUAUUUGACGCAAUGCAGAAAUGUUCUCUUAACGUGCUCCGUGUAGCUUCAAACACUGUGGUGAUUUGCGGUCAUCUUCAAUGUGCGUCAGUCGUCAAUAUGCAGCCCCGGAGUCGCAGAGAAACGAGAGGGUGGGGUGGAAUUGGGCGGGGGAGGAUGUCCCAAGGGGAGAAAUAGUCUGCUGGUUCAGAGGAAGAGGUGCAGGUUGCAAGUUCCUUCGGUGCAUCGCGCUUCCCUUGCAUUCAUUCAUGUUGUUGGGGCUGCUUCAAGAUCAUUUUUGAAUAUUAGACUGCUCCCCAUUCUAACCAACUUGAAGCUGGAAGUUCUCUGUCUUCUAGUGAGUCCCAGUGUUCUUCACUUUCGCAAUUGGAUUUUUCUGCAUCCGAUUGUCCAAGCAGCUGACCUUUGCAAUACAAAAAUUGAACCUUUGCAGUCCUGCUGAAUGGUACAAAUGGAUUUUGGUCUCUUCUAUGGUAGACUUACUUGGACACUUGUAGACUAAUGUGACAUUUUCUUUAAAAAGUACUAAUUUAGUGAUUUCCAAUUGAAAAGGCACCUCCGACUGGUAAAGACGGGUAAGUCUGAAUCAGGAGGUGGAUCUAACAGUUCAGUCACUGUCUGUUACCCUUUUAGCAGUCUUACCUGUUGGAUAUUUAUUUGUAAUAGACUGUCUUUUCAUUUUUGGGGAAGCAAGCGGAGUGAUAUCUUGGGGUUGCAUCUACCAUAGCCUUUCAUUGAUGUAGAAUUGGCCAGCGAAAAUGGUCAUGUCCCCUGAUCUCCAGAAAAGAGAUAGAGAUUUGAUGCACAAUUAUCCUCACUGGGGAAUGUUGGUGGAGAACAGCAUCCACUGAAAACCUAAUCCAGCUUUAUUUGCCAAUAUAGUUACCCAGAAACCUGCCAAACUUUCUCAGAAUGAUUGCAGGCCUGUCUAAGGGUAACUUCCUUCUAGAUUGUGCGCUGAGUUUUUUUUUGUCUUGAGGCAAUGGGUGAAAAAGAAAAAAAACUGUUCAUUAAAACCGGCCUUUCAGGUUGUUGUUGAUUUGGUGAACAAAGCAGUCCAGCCAGUAAGGUUUAUUAUUGUGUGUGACUCACCUCCUGCAUGAAAGGUGCAAUUUCUCCCACAAAAGUGUACGCUCUGCUGCUUGUUCCAGAGCCAAAAGUGACUACUAUUUAUACAGCAAAAACAAGUCCCGGGAUGAUUUCAUAGAGUUGUACAGCACAGAACCGGGCAGUCGUUCGGCCCAUCACAACCAUGCUGACCAUUUCCCCCAUACUAGUGUACCAGUUUAAGGACUGUAUCCUUCUACACUUUGCCUAUUUAAGUGUCUGUUUAAGUACUUGAUUGUAUCUGAUCCCAUCACCUCCCCUGGAAGCACAUUCCAGAUAUCUACCACUCUCUCUGUGUAUCAAAAGAUCCCUUUUAAAAUUCCCACCUCCCACCUUAAAUCCAGGCACUCUUGUUUUUGAUACUCCUAUCAUGGGGAAAAAAGACUUUGACUAUCUACCCCAAGUCUACCCUAAGACCUUACAUACAUCAGCCAGGUUAUCCCUCAACCUCCUUCAUUUCGGGGAAAGCAAGCCUAGACUAUUCAAUCUCUUUCCCAUGAGUGAACUCCUGCAAUCUUGAGGAAUCUCCUCUCUACUUUCUUUAGCAUCAUCACAGCUUUUCUAUGGUGUGGUAGCCAGAACUGAACAAUAUUCUGAAUGCAGCAUUACCAGUGUUUUGUGAAGGUGCUACAUAACAUGUCAACUCUUCUGUUCUGUGCCCCAACCCAGGGAGGCAAGCAUGUAUUUGCCACCUUCACCACUGUAUCCAGGGUGAAUACACCAAAUUUAGCAAGCAAAGCAGAAAUACUCCCGCCAAGUCACAUUCAGAGCUUUUAAGGUGGAAGAUGAAAUCUUUAGCCAAAAAGGUAGGUUUUAAGGAGCAUCUUAAAGUGCAAAUAGUGGUAGAGUUGCUUAGUAGGAAUUCCAGAGUUUAAGUUCUUGACAAGCAGAGGUGGAACAAUUAAAUGUGGGCAUUCUGGAGAGCGGAGCUGGUGAUGUGUGGAUAAAGAUCAUAGCAGGAUCUUGGAAGGUAUGGGAACAGGAAUGUGAGAAUGUAAGAUCAAGGCAUUACUUAACCAAAGUCCAGAGAAGGUCAUCAUCUGAGGGGUGAAAGGAACUUGGUGCAAGUUAGGUCACAAGGAGAUUUGGAUUGGUUCCUCUUUGUGGAACGGAGGUCAUUUGGAACAGGGAGGGUAGCAAAGGCUUUAGUUAGUCUUCGAAGUGUGUGGUGACCUAUCCAACUGAAUCCUCCUGGAGGAGGAGAUUUCUGCUGUAGUUGGUUGAAACAGAUAACAUCAAGGAUUUGGAUAUGUUUGUUCAUGUCGAUGGCGUGCACUCAGUCUCACUCUCCCCCUCCCUCAGAAGGGCAAAAUCCUCAAUCCCUUUCCACGGAUCCAAGGUCCACAUUCCCACUGCUAUUGGAAUCCUGUAACUGUCCCAUGACUCUCAGUUCCAGUACCCAGAUCACUGAAUGCAAGAGAGGAGAGUUUCAGCUGGGUUAAUAUAUUACUGGGGUUAGGAGAAGAAAAGUGUCCAGCUGCAGCUGAUAUCCUUCUUCUGGACGUCCCGAGGCAGUAACCAGCAUGUACUGUGUUAGGUGUUACUGGAGUAAAGCUGGGAAUACUCGGUAUGUCAAAGGCCUGAAGGGUUAACUCUUUCUUUCUGUGCAGGUGCUGCCUGACCUGUGAAGUGUUUCCAGUAUUUUUGUUUUCAGUUUAUUUUUUACUUGCUGAACCGGACUAUUGAGGAAUCCCUAGUUUCUCUUUGAGCAGUACAGUCAGGAGAGAUUAUCCUGUGAGGGCAUAUAUUCCACUUCUUUCCUCUUGUGUGCGUGGUCAACAAUUUCCUGGAUGUGCCCAGGAACUGCUGAAAUUACCUAAUUAAUACUACAGAGUUGACUGGUGUAUGGGACAGGUAAACACUCUUCUCCUUGCCCACCCCACACCACCCUUAGCCUGUUGCUUUCUUAGAUUAGAUUCAACUUUAUUGUCAUUGUGCCGAAUACAGAUACAAAGCCAAUGAAAUGCAGUUAGCAUCUGACCAGAAAUGCAAAGAAUAGUGUUAUUUACAAAAUAGCUGUAAAUAAAAAGUGCUACAGCACACAAAUAUAAAAGUACUGAGACAGUACAAUAUGGGUGCAAUACUGCUUAGCGCUGUGAUGUGAGGUUCAGCAGGGUCACAGCCUCAGAAGAAGCUCUUCCUGUGUCUGCUGGUGCGGGAGCAGAGGCUCCUGUAGUGCCUACUGGAUGGGAGGAGAGUAAAAAGGCCAUGAUUAGGGAGAGAUGCAUCCCUGAUAAUGCUUUUCGCCCUGCCCAGGCAGCGCUUAUGGCAGAUGUUCUCAAUGGUGGGCAAUUAGAUGGGCAGUUUUCACCAUACGCUGGAAUGCCUUGCGGUCCGAUACCUUGAUCUAUCAAAGGGCCCUCUGCUCCUGCUGUUUUAUCAGGAGGCUUGAAGUGGGACCAGCAUUUAUUCCAUUUCCUCCAGUGUUUUGUGUGUGUUGCUCUGGAAUUUCCAGCAUCUGCGGAUGUUCUUGUGUUCGGUAACUCAAGGGUGCGAGAUGAUAGUUUUGGUACAGUUGUCAUGUGUAGCAGAUGCACAGUGCUUUUGCCCGUGUCCUUUUGUGAGGAAGGUGACCUGGAAAUCUGUUUCAGUGAUACCAGCUGAGGCAUUAGUAGCGGCUGGGAUACAUCAUGAGAUUGCCAACGCUGUCUUGAAUGAUGGAAUAAGGAUCAGAUUGGUACAUUGGCCUAUCUCUUGUAAUGUAGCGUUUUAUAUUUCCGAAGAACACUAGUCUGGAUUAUGUCCUCAGAUAUUUGGAAAGGAAUUGGACUUGCAACAUCUUGACUCAAAAGCUAUGGAGCAACCUUUAAAGCCAAGGUUCACCUCAGUACUUGAACCCAAGAGCUGAAGAAUGUUCUGGUUAAUGCUGUUGUUAACAGUGGGCAAACAAGCUCCCUCUAAACCCAUUGUGAUGUGCAGCACAGUUUUAGAGCAAGGCUUAUAUUCUAUAUCACACUUAAAUGAUUGAUUAAUUGCAAUUUUAGUAUUUAUUAGCUAGAUAUUUGUGAAAUAAUGUGUGAGAAGUUGUAUGAUUCAUUAGACAUUAUAUAAUCCUUUUAUCGCUUGCAGGGAAAAGAGGUUUUUAACAUUAUAUAGAAGUUUCCAGAAAAUGAAAAUGGUGAUUUUUUUUUUCAUAAUAGCUUUUUAGAUUUUAUUUCCGAAAAUCUCCAAAUGAACAUUUUGACUUCUGCCUGAAAGGCGCUUGGCAGUAUAUUUGUGCUGAAUGCCAAGUUUGAUUCACCCCAGCCAAGGCUGAAGCAACACAGAGGAAGAGGGGUUGGGGGGGGGGGGUAGUGAGGGUACACCAGCAAGAUGCCAGCUCCUGUCCUAGUUUUCGCAGUCUAAAGGACACGCAACGCACUGCGCAUGCUGCAGACUGGAGUAACUGAACAAACUGCUGGUGAAAUUCAGUGGAAAAGCAGCAUCUGUAGAGUCUCGACCCAAAAUGGCCUGAUCCAGUGAAUUCCUUCAGUAGCUUGGGUUUUGCUGGUGUUGGCAGUGUUGGGCCACGUCAGCCAGAGUUGGACGCUUACAGCUGUUUCUGUGCCUGGGAGCAUCUCAGUUCUGACUGGCAUCCAGACAAACACCAUUGCUUGGGCAGGGAUGAACUUGGAUGAACAUCUGGCUGACCUCAUCACUACCGCAUACCCUCUCCUUAGCCUUCUGCCCCACGCUCAUGAUGGGAUGAGCUGUAAUGGCCCAUUGCUUCACUGUGAACCCAAACCCAAGAACAGUUUGUAAAUGUUCAGAUGCAAGUACGUAAACUUACAUUACUAUCCACGUAAGUGACCAGUUCAGUCUUCAGCAACGAUUGUUUAAUUUUAAUUCAGCAGGGUGAGAAAGUAAUUAAAUGGAAUAGAAAUGAACCUUCCUGGAGGAAAUGUCGAUGCUGUGACUUUGGGUGACCUUUGUAACAAGGGUCAUUGUGAUGGUUUAGAGUCAUGUGAUGCUGGGCUCUGUAUUAAACCUUGUCUCGUGGCUUCCAAUCUAAUAAGCUCACUUUAAGCAAUGUUUUAUAUUGUUACAUUUGUGCAAUAAUUUAAUAAAUACAUCAGGAUGCAAAUUCGUCAUGACUUCUAGUAUGAAGGAUGUGCUGGAGUCAAAGUAGUUGUCCAGUUAUUAAGGGUUCUUCUCCAAUGGAAUUUUAUUUCAUUUAGGUGCAUUUAGGUUUUCUGACAUUUCAGCUCCCAAAGGUGGGCUGUGGAAUUUGGAAUUAUGGGCCACGUCACUGGAGAGGGCAAAUUCUGGGAGGUAGGA
Messenger RNA from Mobula hypostoma (lesser devil ray), 9054 nucleotides. It is a transcript of the gene mtss2b, whose product is annotated as MTSS I-BAR domain containing 2b. Gene Ontology annotation, cellular component: cytoplasmic side of plasma membrane; actin cytoskeleton. Gene Ontology annotation, biological process: plasma membrane organization; cell projection assembly. NCBI's taxonomy places the organism in Eukaryota, Metazoa, Chordata, Chondrichthyes, Myliobatiformes, Myliobatidae. Bases 1001 to 3343 code for a protein of 780 amino acids. The transcript is spliced from 18 exons. Gene Ontology annotation, molecular function: phospholipid binding; actin binding. The record is from RefSeq and is a predicted model, not a curated record.